Molecule: messenger RNA, 927 nt
Organism: Papaver somniferum (opium poppy)
Lineage: Eukaryota; Viridiplantae; Streptophyta; Magnoliopsida; Ranunculales; Papaveraceae
Exons: 1
Coding region: 1-927 (308 amino acids)
Molecular function (GO): RNA-DNA hybrid ribonuclease activity; nucleic acid binding
Source: RefSeq, a predicted model, not a curated record
AUGUGGAAGGUCAUACAUAACACACUACCUGUGAAGAAUAAUUUACAUCAUACAACUAAUACUGAUGAUAUUUGUGUCCUCUGCAAUGCUCAUCGGGCAGAAGAUGUAAAUCAUUUGUUUUUUACUUGCCCUUUUGUUGUUGCAAUAUGGAGAGCUUGUUUACCACAACACCUUGAUCACCUUCAAAAAUUUGCUACACUUCAGGAAUGGAUUAUUUCUUGGACAAUAGACGUUGUUAUCAAUUUUAGUUCAGAGUCUCCUUCUUUACAUGGCAUGAUUGCAACUAUAUGGUAUAUUUGGAAAUACAGGUUUAAAGUUCACUAUCAACAUGAAAUAGUGAAUCCUAACUCUACUUUGCAUCCAUUCUUUCAUUAUCUGGCUAAUAUCAUUCCUAUUUCCCAUACAUCACAUAAUAGUCAGUCUGCAGAGCAUAAUCAUCAUUGGACACCUCCACCACCAGACACUUUAAAAAUCAACAUAGAUGCUUCUUUUCGCAAACCUUUUAAUUUGGCUGGAAUUGCAAUGCUAACUAGAAACUCUACAGGAUCAUAUGUUGCAGGAAAAAGAGUUCUUAAAAGAGUAAACCAUGUGCAUCAAGCUGAAAGUUGGGCUUUACUAGAAGCCAUGCAUUGGGCAGAGCAACAAAACUGGAAGAAAGUGGUAUUUGAGUCUGACUGUGAAAAUGUCGUCUUGUCUGUUAAUGAAGGACUACUACCUUCUUGGCAAUCUUCCCCCUUGUUACAUAAGUGUGUUCAACCUUGUAAUCUUCAUAGUAACUGGUCUUGUGUGUAUAUUCCUAGAGUCUGUAAUAAAGCAACAGACUGCUUAGCUAAGUUUGUCGGCCGAACUAGUAGUACUGGAGAGUGGCGGCAAGUUCCAUCGGCUUCUCUAACUAUAAAAAUAGCUAAUGAUGUACCAUAUGUUUAA